UGGGGCAUCAUACCCUAUCCGACGACCGACGACAUGAAGGCGAUCGCCCUCGCAUUGCUGGUAGCUGUGGCCACAGCAGCAAAACUCCCACAGGAGGCAGCGCCUGUGGAAGAGGCCCCCGUAGAAGAGGACCCCGUGGAAGCAGCGCCUGUUGCUGCCCUGACCCCAGCACUCUUGCCCGUGGCCAUCCUCCGAAGCAACCAGGUCAACCCCGACGAGUUCGGAGCCCACAGCUCCGACUUCGAAGCCGAAAACGGCAUCGUCUUCCAGUUCUCCGGGUCCGAGGGAGCCCUCGGCGGAGCCAACAUGAUCGGAUCCUGGAGCUACCCCCUGGAAGACGGCUCCAUAGCCUCAGUCUCCUUCGUGGCCGACGAGAACGGAUUCCAGCCCCAGUCCUCGUUGUUGCCCGUGGCUCCCGCCUUCCCCCACCCCAUCCCACAGUUCGUCCUCGACCAGAUCGAGUUCGCCAGGCUCGAGGACGAGCGCAGGGCCCAAGAAGAGGCUGCUGCUGGCUCAGCAAACGAGGAAUAAGGAAAGACCUCUUGGAAUUCUUUUCUGUUUCCUACCUCUUUUGUUGCUCUGUUUUUACGAUGAGAUUUAUUUAUGCAAAGCUGCUUGUUUGCUCAAUGUCUACCCCUUGAA
Messenger RNA from Macrobrachium nipponense, 642 nucleotides. Its product is annotated as cuticle protein AMP4-like. Lineage: Eukaryota; Metazoa; Arthropoda; Malacostraca; Decapoda; Palaemonidae. Bases 34 to 531 code for a protein of 165 amino acids. The record is from RefSeq and is a predicted model, not a curated record. The transcript is spliced from 3 exons.